Lymnaea stagnalis (great pond snail) is the source of this 1477-nucleotide messenger RNA. The record is from the annotation of a GenBank genome assembly. Lineage: Eukaryota; Metazoa; Mollusca; Gastropoda; Lymnaeidae.
GAUGACACGGCUGUACACCAAGUUUCCAACGAAUGGAAGAAGAAUGGGAGAACUUUGAUCAAACCAUGGCCUGGAGUCUUAUCAGGAUCACGUGGUCAGAAGUCGCACCAGAAGUCACUGAUAUUGGGGAGUGUUGAUGACAUCAAAACAUUCCCGGCAGAUCAUGUUAAAGGAACUCCCGGCACAAAAGGUAAAGAGAGUAACCUCGUCAUAUUGGACGUGAAUGACGUCAUCAUUACUGUUGGAAAGGGCGCUAUGAACACUGAAGCUAAUGACGCCAUCAAAACUCUUGGCAAGAGUGUCUUCGAACCGGAAGUGAAUAACGUCAUCAAGCCUGAAGGGAAUGGCAUCUACAGAACGAAAGGAAAUGGCGGGCGCAGACCCAACUUAAAUGACGUCAUAAGAAAUCACUUGAAUAAAGUUUUUUCACCAGCAGUUGUCAAGGACGAGACCAUCAAAAUGGAGGAUACAGAAGAUGCUCGUAUUGAAGAGGAUGAAGAGGACAUGACGUCACAGGAGUCGUCUGAAGAAAUUGCCAGUGACUCAGAGUCAUCCAACACUGUAGUGGAAGGUCAGUUUUGAGAUUCCCUUCCUAAUCUUAAUUCUAUAAACAUCUCAUUCUCCUCUCUCCAGUUUCCUUUCUUUAGUCUUUAUCGACUUAUUUAAAAAACACAUUUCUUCUUUCCUUCACUUUAAAGUUGAUAUUCUUAUUUAUCUCCUUGUCUUUAGACUUCCUUCACACACUAUUUCUCUAAAGAAGUCUUUAUUUAUUUAUUUCUCUCUUCCUUUCUGUCAUUUAUAUACUUUUAUUCUUACAUUUCUUUUCUCUUCCAUGGAUUUUACAAUAGGGCGCAAGCAUUUUAUAUUCAUGAGCUGUUCUUCUGCAGAGGAAAAUAAAAUGUUAUGGCAAUUAUGAAUGUAUAUUAAUUUAAUGGACUUUCGACAAAUAUCAGCUCAAUAGUUUGAUGGACAUAUAACUUAUAUCAACUGAAUAGUUUGAUGAACAUACAACAUAUAUUAACUCAAUAGUUUGUCGAACAUAUAACACAUAUCAACGGAAUGGUUGGAUGAACAUAUAACAUAUGUGAACUCAAUAGUUUGGCUAACAUUUAACAUAUAACAGCUCAAUAGUUUGAAGGAAAUAUAACAUAUAUCAACUCAAUAGUUUGAUGAACAUAUAGACAUAUAAAAUCUAUCAACUCAGUAGACUUUUAGCCUGCUCUAGCCUUGAUAUUCAUCCCUCUGUCUCUCUCCAUGUUCUUUUUUUAUCCACAUUCUUCUUCCCAAAACCAUCUCCUAUACUAUGUUCUAGUUAUCCCCAUGAUAAAAUCUAGUCAUUUUAUUUCAUUUUUUAAUCGGGUCAUGACUUUCCCUUUCAACCCUCCCCCCCCCCCACCAACAUGACGUCACUGAUAACUAACACACAAAGUUUUCCCAUCUUACAGCGAGAAAUGACGUCUGCCGGAAGCAUGGCGCC